This is a messenger RNA of Pseudoliparis swirei, 2750 nucleotides long. RefSeq names its product myelin regulatory factor-like protein. Gene Ontology annotation, molecular function: DNA-binding transcription factor activity; sequence-specific DNA binding. Gene Ontology annotation, biological process: protein autoprocessing; positive regulation of DNA-templated transcription. The transcript is spliced from 22 exons. NCBI's taxonomy places the organism in Eukaryota, Metazoa, Chordata, Actinopteri, Perciformes, Liparidae. Gene Ontology annotation, cellular component: endoplasmic reticulum membrane; nucleus. The record is from RefSeq and is a predicted model, not a curated record. The coding region runs from base 478 to 2646 and encodes 722 amino acids.
UUUACCUGAAGCUAAAGUUAAAGGUCAAUAAGGGUCCUCACAAGUAUAGCGACACAAAAACAUGUGUGUGUGUGUGUGUGUGUGUGCACUUACAGAUGGUUUAUGGCCUCAUCACACACACACACAGGUGUGGUGUAAGCGUCAGGUGUGUGUGCGUCUUUCUCCCUUUUCCUGCUCAAAGCUCAAAGUUCAGACAGACGGAGACGACAAGCGAACGCCACAAACAACAACAACAACGGGGAUUCACCGGGAAAAGGAAACUUUGCGCCUAAAAAAAUCACAGAAGAAGAAGGAGAAGGAGGAGAAGGAGGAGAAGGAGGAGAAGGAGACGGGGCGUCUCCGACAGCAGAUGGACAGAAGCUCGAUGUGAACCGACGGCUCCUCCGACCGACGGCCAUCUUGGAGACGGACAGCUCCAGAGGGGGCUCCUCCCCAUCGCUCGCCCCUCCCCGGCUGCAGCGCCCCCUGCUGGGCGGCAUGGAGCCUGCGGCGGGCCGGCUGCCCCUCCAGGUCCUGGGGGAGAACGAGGCGCUGCAGCAGUUCUUCAGCGGUCAGGAUGUGCGUGGUGUGUUGGACAGCUCCGUUGCCGUGGAUACGAGCAUCCUGGAGCAGUUCCUCAGUAACGAUAUGGACCCCAACAGCUUCAUGCUCCCUGAGUCUCCUCCGGACUCGAGCUCGGAGGCCUGUUCACCUGCACAGAUACCAGACUUCCACUGCGAGGCGUCCUAUUGGUCCAACCACCAGAACAUCCAACCGACACAGCGGCCGGGCCCCUCGACGUCCUGUUGCUUUAAGGCCCGAGGCCCCGCCCACCCCGAGCUGAUGACCCACGAUCAGCUACGCACUUUGGGCCUUACGAACACUUUGGUCAAGUCCGGGACGUCGCCCGCUCCACCGCACACACACCGCUCACCUGAACACACACACUACCUGAGUCCAGAGUGCUGCCCGCAGGUCUACGCCCCUCCCCCGCCUUCUGCCCCGCCUCCUCCGCCGCCGCUGGCUCCCUCGAACAGCUACGCCGCGCCCUGCGCCGGUCCCAGCCUCGUCCCGAGCUUAUCCACGCCCCCUUCGAGCUACCUGUUGGGCUCCACCUCGUCGCUGCACACCUGCUCCCCAGAGAGUAAAAAAAGGAGGAGAUCUGAAUCUGAGGAACUAUCGGCAGGAAUGGAGGCCGUCUGCAGUGAGGCUGACGGGACUCAAGGCGACGGCGUCGGCGGUUUGGGAUCCUGCCAACUCCUCACAUGGGAACACUACAGGCUGGAGCAUUGGAUCACCUCCUACGACGGCAGCUCCCAAACAAUGUGUCCUCCUGCCUACCACGUCGACACCGACAAAGGCUUCAACUACUCCGUGGCCGACGAGGCCUUCGUCUGCCAGAAGAAGAACCACUUCCAGGUCACCGUUCACAUCGGCGUGGCCACGGAGCCGGCGUACGUCCAGACGCCCGGCGGGCCGCGGCCGGUCGACCACUUCCAGAUCCAAGUGUUCGGGGUCAAGCUGGAGUCUCCGAGCCACCAGGUGACUAUUGAGCAAUCUCAGCCCAACCGCAGCAAGAAGCCCUUCAACCCCGUCAGUGUGGCCUUGGUGUGCCAGUGUGGCCUUGGUGUGGCGUUGGUGUGGCGUUGGUGUGGCCUUGGUGUGGCCUUGUGUGGCGUUGGUGUGGGCGUUGGUGUGGCCUUGGUGCGGCGGUGGUGUGGCCUUGUGUGGCCUUGGUGUGGCUGCGUUGGUGUGGCCUUGAGUGUGGCCUUGGUGUGGCCUUGCAGGACGCACAGCAGCGUGUCGGCGCCUCCGGGUCCGGCUGCUUGUAAGACCGAUGCUCAGAAACCCGGCUGGAGUCGGAAGUACAAAGUCCUGCGGGCCGGCGUCUUCGCCGUGGUGACCACCUUGGCUUUCUGCGUCAUCUUUAUAACCGCUCUGUACUUACUGACUCUGAGGGAGAAAGACGUUGACGCCAACAGCGUGAAGCCUCUGCAGACCACCGCCAGCAGCAGCACAGCCCUCCCCUCCAGUCCACCUGUCCCUUGGCCCCCGGACGUGGACUUCUGCCACCUGCUGUACUGUGAGCGGGUGUACUGCUGUAAAACACCUACAGGGGGCAGCACUGAGUCCAACGUCUCAGCUGCAGGAGAAUUGUCUGGCCUGAAGGAAAGAGGAAAUGACAGACUCAAUGAGAAGCUGAAGAGCGCCCGAGACUGGACGAACACCAGCAUCCACUCCUUCAGGAUCAGAGAGAACCAGCAGCUGAUUGACAGUCGAUACUGCGUGAGCGACCACUGUGGACCAGGGCGAUACACCUACCGGGUUCCCAUCAGCCCGUUUGUCCCGGUCAACAUGAGAGUCACUCUGCUCAUGAACUCCACGGAGCUGCUGGUGGUGUACCUGUGCAGCCUGGACGAGUCGGCCUCCUGCUCCGCUCUGCUGGACAUGGACAGCGUCGCUGGGAGCCGAUACCCGUCAAACACUCAGGGAGAACAUGAAUGGCCUCUUCACGUCGCUCGUCUUCGUCACAGCUCGUAUCACUUUCGCUCCACAGUGGCCGGUCAAGCUAACUGCAGUACCGACCACCACUUCGCGGGGGCGCUGUUCACCGACUACCACUUCCACUUCUAUCGCCGCUGCACGGACUCAGGGACGCCCGUUUAAAGACAGGAAAUAAUAUUAAUAUAUUAAGUGCAAUUAACAUUAAACAGAUUGUCAUCACAAUUAUGCUUUUUUUAAACCUGCAAAUUAAACUUCACUAAACAUUU